This is a messenger RNA of Daktulosphaira vitifoliae (grape phylloxera), 1234 nucleotides long. RefSeq lists its product as uncharacterized. Lineage: Eukaryota; Metazoa; Arthropoda; Insecta; Hemiptera; Phylloxeridae. The record is from RefSeq and is a predicted model, not a curated record. The coding region runs from base 129 to 1118 and encodes 329 amino acids. The transcript has 17 exons.
UGCUUUGUUUGCUUAGAAUUUUAUUCAGUGAGAAUCUUUUAUAAAGUAAUUUUAUUUUGGUACAACAUUUGUUUGAAGAUAAUUGUGGAAAUACAGCAUAAAAAAGAAAAGAGGAAAAAAAUAGAAAAAUGAAGUAUCCGGUUGUGUUGAGUUUGUGUUUGCUUAUUUUUUUUGGUAACUCGUACAGUUUAAAUAUUAAGGACAGUAACCAUGUAAAAAAAAAUGAUAGUGACUCAGAAAAUGAACAAAAUAAUGAUAAAAAUUGCAUUAUGUGUACAACAAGACCAGCAGAUACACCUAUAGGAUUAUGUUUACAUACAUUUUGCAGUAUUUGUAUAGAAGUUUGGAAAUGUGAUAAGAUAAUGUAUCGUUGUCCUUCAUGCAAUUAUGAAUAUAUUAAUAUUACCGUAGAAGAAGACGCAAAUUCACCUGCUGAUGACAACUAUGAAAUAGCUCCUGAAUAUACCCCUGAAUAUUCUCCUGAAUAUACCCCACAAUAUUCUCCUGAAUAUACCCCAGAAUAUUCAACAUCAUAUUAUCCAGGACCAGAGUCGGAACAAUAUCCAAUACCACAGCAGGAACAUUAUCCAGAAACACUUCAGCAAUAUUCUUUGAAUUGUAACCAGCCUGAGAGAAUCUGUAGUACUUGUGGUGGAGUUCGCUUAAAUAGGGACAACUCAGAUACUUUUCUUAGUGAUCAAACUCCGAGUGAAGGAGAAGGAAUAAUGGGUUAUAUAAACAAUUUUUUAUCCUAUAUGUCAGGAAUUAAUACUGAAGGUGAAGAAAAUGGAUUACCGGAUUAUAUUAACAAUAUUUACAAUACAACUACAAAUACAGAUAACAAUAUGUCUAUUGAAGAAAUAAGUGAUUUGUCAACAAAAUUAUUGAAUAUUGGUUUGAGUCAAGAUGAAACUAACUUAAUUCUAGAAGAUUAUAAGCAUAGAAACAAUAUUAAUAGCAACAAUAGUCAAGGAUGUCCAAGUUGCGGAAAACGAGCUACCAACAGAGUAUCUCAUAGUUGCGAUCAUUUAUUUUGUUAUGAAUGUUCACUUAAUGUAAGAAAUUCAUCUGCAUGUCCGGAGUGUAAUUCUCCAGCAAUAGGUUGGGACGAUGAAUGAUUUGUUGCAACAAUAUAUUUUCAAAUAAAUUAAAUCAUUCAUUAUAGCCAUAUAUAUUUAUGCACAUGCACUAUUUUUUUUUUAUAAUAAUAUACAAAAAUCUCAAUGCUCCAGGA